AUGGAGACGAGAGCAAAGAAGAAAUUACGUAUAGGAUCGCUUCCCGGGGGCGAUCGCCGGGGCACGCCUGGAGCCGAUGCUGGGCGUUCCAGCAUACGAACCAUCGGUGGUAGUGAGUUGAGUCCGCGGGCUCCUACCGGGUCACCCGAACAAUGCGACAGCAGACCAUCCUCAUCAACUUCCCUGUUUCCUUCACUUCCUUCUUCUCCCCUCUCUUGUUUGAACUAUAAUACUGACUCUUCCUCUAUUCCCUCUCCUAUAUCUAUCAACUCAGCAACCGUGGAUGUUGUGCAGGAGGCAGAAGCCAUCAACCCUGCACCCACCACUGGCCAAGUUCGCGCGCGAUUGAGAUGGACAAGAGAAAUGAACGAGUUCAUCUGGCGCACCUACCUUUAUGUUACACAGUUAGAUACCAAAGUUCGGGGCUAUUUAGAUCCACUGUAUUCCAAAUUCAACGAAAAAUUUCCUGAAAUCAAAAUUUCUAAACAAAGACUAGGAGACCAGAAACGAGCAAUUUUAAGAAACAAAUUACUUCCGGAUAGCUUAUUAGAGUCUAUAAAAAAUGAGGUCCGUUCAGAUCUCCAGAACAUUAAUAAUACUCAGGAUACAAUAGGUUUUUCACAAUCUUUUAUAGCUGAUACACACGCGCAUAACUCCGUAAAUUCAAAUACUCGUUUAAGGUGGACUGACGAUAUAAAUGAAGCGAUUAUAAGAGAAUAUUUUAGAAUAACACAUUUAGAAACCAAUAGAACCGCCUACCGCAAACCACUACACACUAUUAUUACGCAGAAAUUCCCUAAUAUCGCACAUGUCUCUGAACAACGUAUUGCCGAUCAACGCAGAGUGAUUAUUAACAAUAGACUCAUUUCAGACGAUAGGUUAGAAGAAAUUAAACGAGAAGUAAGAGAUAAUCUGAACAUACAAACACUAGAAAACACACAAUACGUUACACCACAAACCUAUACAACUAUAGACUCCAACAACCAACAAUCUAGUAGCGAAUUAAACGAAACAAUUCCGCAUACUCAAGAUAACACACAAAUAGGUAACGCUAUAUUGCAGGAUGAAACAAGAAAUACAGUUUUUGCUGACGAGACCCUUGACACAAAAAUUACAAAAACUUUCGAAGACACGUACAAUAAAUAUUUACACACCGAUCCAACAAAACGACCUUAUAUCCCUAAGCAAAAAACUUCGAAAAAGCUGGCUUAUAUAAUUGCCUACUUAAAUAACACAGUUUUACCCAAAUAUGGGUCAGUCGAAGAUGAUUUCAUAAAAACACACGCUCUUGUAUAUUGUGCUGCUCACACAGCCGCUCUCUGCAACGGGUCUAAAAUUAAAGAACACAACACAACAAUUACCUCAGCACCACAACAAAACUCACCAAUAGACAAAAGACCAAACUGGUUGAAAAGACUAGACAGGAAAAUACACAUUAUUCGCAAAGAGAUAGGCAGAAUGACACAAUACAUUAAUGGAAAUAGAAAUCUAAACCUAAUCACACAUAUCGAAAGAAUAAAACAUAAAUACAGUAAACACUCUAGCUACGAGGAACCCAAUACAACAGACCAACAAUUCAUGGAUAGUUUAAAACAAAAACUCACAGCUGUAACUAGCCGACGCCGUAGAUAUUAUGAUUGUACUCAACGUAAAAACCAAAAUUCCCAGUUCACUAAUAGUGAAAGGCAGUUUUACAGAACUUUAGCUACUGACACAACGAACACACAAAGCCGACGACAGACAUCAGAUAAUCUCAGUCCAGACCCUGAACAGUUUCACACUUACUGGUCCAAUAUUUGGUCACAUGUAUCAGAACACAACCACGCAGCUGCGUGGAUUCGCGAUGACAAACAAAAGCUAGAAAAUUUACCAGAUAUGUUAUUAGAUACAAUCCCAUUAGAAGUGUUUGUCAGCGUUAUCACAAAAGCUCAUAACUGGAAGGCCCCUGGUAGCGACAAUAUUCAUAACUACUUUUAUAAGAAAUUUACUUAUUUACAUCCAUCAAUCUAUAAUCAUAUCAAUAAUUUCAUUAAAAACCCUCAAUCAAUACCAGAAUUCAUUACACAAGGUUUAACUUAUAUGAUCCCCAAAGACUCCGACCACAUGAAUCCAGCUAAAUACAGGCCUAUAACCUGUCUUCAAACCAUAUACAAAUUAAUUACCGGCUGUAUCUCAGAAAUAAUAUAUAAACACAUUACACAGAAUAACAUUCUGUCAGAAGAGCAAAAAGGAUGUCGUAAAUACAGCCAGGGCUGUAAAGAACAAUUGAUAAUAGACUCCGUAGCCAUGAAACAUAGCGUUAAACUAAAAAAUGAUAUCUGCACUAUGUACGUCGACUACCAGAAGGCUUUCGACUCAGUCCCACACAGUUGGCUAGUCUACAUUUUACAACAUUAUAAAAUCCAUCCGUCCAUCAUACAGUUCCUGAUAGAGUCCAUGAAACACUGGAACACCAAAAUAAAACUAGGUAAAUUAGUAGAGACCGAUCCUAUACCCAUUAGACGAGGAAUUUUCCAAGGAGAUGCCCUAAGCCCUCUUUGGUUCUGCCUUGCAUUAAAUCCUCUGUCCAAUCUUUUAAACUCUUCUAAAGCCGGCCUUACAAUACAAGGUAAUGACUCCCCUGAUUUUGAAUUAACUCACCUAAUGUUUAUGGACGACAUCAAACUCUACAGCAAUAGUACACCUGGACUCCACAUUCUUGCAGAUCUCACACAGACUUUUUCGGACGACAUAUGCAUGACAUUUGGCAUUGACAAAUGUAAAACCUUUUCCCUUCGUAAAGGGCAGCUUAUUGAGCCCAACCCCUACAUACUAGAUUCAGGAAUGACAAUAGAACCAAUGACACAAGAUUGUACGUACAAAUAUUUAGGCUUCGAACAAACUUACCAAAUCGAUCAAAAACACACUAAAAAUAAAUUAACCGCUAAAUACAAACAUAGGCUAAACAUGUUGAUAAGAUCGCAGCUAACAUCCCGUAAUUUAAUUAAGUCCAUCAAUACCUUCGCCAUCCCCGUACUCACCUAUUCUUUCGGAAUCAUAAACUGGUCAAAAGCCGAUCUUACCAAGUUACAACGGUUAAUAAAUACAUCUUUGACCAAGAACAGAAAACACCACCCAAGAUCUUGUGUGCAAAGAAUUACAUUACCGAGAGAUGAAGGCGGACGGGGUCUCAUAGACGUGCAAAAUUUACACAAUCAGCAGAUUAUUAAUUUAAGAAACUUUUUCAUGCACAAAUCUCAAAAUAGUACUCUUCAUAAAGCAAUUUCCCAGAUAGAUAGAAAAUAUACUCCACUUAAUUUACAUUCUACUGACCCUCAACGCAAUGAACACAUAACUAGCAAAUCAGAUAAAAUAGCAGCCUGGGCACGUAAAUCUCUCCACGGAAGACAUCGCCUCGACCUGCAGCAACCUCAUGUCGAUAUGAAAGCAUCGAACGCGUGGCUGCGGCGAGGCGAACUCUUCCCUGAAACGGAGGGAUUUAUGAUUGCCAUACAGGACCAGGUAAUUGACACAGCCAAUUACCAAAAAUACAUAAUCCGUAGACCCAAUUACAACGACUCCUGUAGACGAUGCCAUGGUGCGUCAGAAACCAUACAGCACAUUACAGGAGCAUGCCGAGCCAUAGCCCAGACUGACUAUAAACACCGCCAUGAUCAAGUUGCCGCAAUAAUUCACCAGUCACUAGCUAUACAAACCAAAUUAGUCUCCGACAAGGUACCCUACUACAAAUACAAACCACAAGCAGUAUUAGAAAACGAACAUUUUAAAUUAUAUUGGGACAGGACCAUCAUAACAGACAAAACGAUCUACAACAAUAGACCAGACAUAACUAUGCUCGAUAAACAGAAAAAGGACUUAGUCCGCUGCACUAAAUUCCACAUUAGUGGACAGUCGUACCUGUCAGCUAUAGCACUCAGGAUGCUGUGGCGACUUCCACGUAGGCGACUGAUGAAUGAUGACUGGUAA
Messenger RNA from Spodoptera frugiperda (fall armyworm), 3966 nucleotides. RefSeq lists its product as uncharacterized. NCBI's taxonomy places the organism in Eukaryota, Metazoa, Arthropoda, Insecta, Lepidoptera, Noctuidae. The transcript is spliced from 2 exons. Bases 1 to 3966 code for a protein of 1321 amino acids. The record is from RefSeq and is a predicted model, not a curated record.